CGCCCGGGCCCGGGCUGGCCGCCGCCGCCUUUGGCACAGUGCUGAUGGCGGCCCGGGCCGAGCUGGCCGCGCCCUGCCGCCUGCUGCCCGCCGCCGCCGCCGGCGCCGCGCUCCGCCUGCAGCUCAGCGUCACACCGGGAGCCGACGGGCGGCGCCGCUUCCGCCUGGCGCUGCGGCGGGCGGAGGCGGGGGGCGGCGCGCCCCUGGCAGAGUGUGACCUGCGGGACGUGUCCUACCGCGUGUGCGGCCCCGCCAGCCACGAGCUGCAGCUGCCAGCGCUGGGGACAGCGCUGGGGACACCAGCAGGGACAGCAGGGACACUGGGGACACCAUCAGGGACAUUGGGGACACCAGCAGGGACACUGGGGACAGAGGCGGUGGCGCUGCGGUUCCCCGAGGAGCGCGAGGCCCAGCAGUGGUGGACGGUGCUGAGCAGCUCCCUCAGGGAGGCACGGAGAGCCGCUGAGGGUGACACGGGGACAUCUCUGGCGCCACCCUCGGGGACAUCCCUGGUGCCACCUGCGGGGACAUCCCUGGUGCCACCACCCGCGGGGACAUCCCUGGUGCCACCCGCCGAGGGGCCCGAGCAGGACACAGAGGAGGCGCAGGUCCUGGAGCUGGCACAGACAGAGGAGCUGGCCCUGCGGCUGGCCGAGGCCAUCGCGUUUGGGGACGAGGCGGUGGCGGCGCAGAGCGCGGUGGCGCUGGCCCGGCGGCACGCGGAGCUGAGCGUGAGCCUGCGCCACCGGGACCCCGGGGGCCACGUCAGCAUGGCAGUGGGGGUGGAGGACGCCACGUCCUCGGCCAGCAUCACCCUGCGGGUGCAGCCCCACGUCACCAUCGGCACCCUCAAGGAGCAGGUGUUCCGCGAGUACGGCUUUCCCCCUUCAGCGCAGCGCUGGAUCAUCGGGCAGAGCCUGUGCCGGGACGGGCGCAGCCUGGCCUCCUACGGCAUCCGCCGCGACGGCGACCCCGCCUUCCUCUUCCUCCUCUCGGCGCGGGCGGCGCUGGAACCGGCGCCGGGAGCGGGAACGGCUCCGGGAGCGGGAGCAGCACCGGGAGCGGCGGCGGGAGCGACCCCGGCCCCGGCCCCGGCCCCGGCGGGCCCCGAGCGGCAGCGGGAGCUGCAGGCACAGGAGCUGCUGCGCGCCGCGGGGCUGCACGGGGACGGGGACGGACACGGGGACGGAGCACCUGGGGCAGGCCGUGUCCCCGAGGAGCCCCCGGAGCGGAUGGACAUCGGGGACAUCCGGGAUCACCUGGACUCGCUGCAGCUCUGGGACAGCGCCGGGGCCCCGCCCACGGGCCCUGAGCCCCGCCCACCCUCACCUGAGCAGGGCUGGCCAUGUCCCCAGUGCACGUUCCUGAACAAGCCCACCCGCCCUGGGUGUGAGAUGUGCAGCGCCCCCCGGCCCGAGGGGUACCGAGUGCCCGGGGGGCACCGCCCCGACCCCGCCGAGCUGCGGCGGCUGCAGAGGUGCGCAGACGGGACCCGCAUGCCGCGUGCCAGCAGGUACUGUGGGAUCAAUGGGAUCAAUCAGUGGGAUCUAUGGGGUCAAUGGGAUCUAUGGGAUCAGCGCGACGGGACCCGGCAGUGCCAGCAGGCGCUGGAGGCGGAGCGGCAGCGGAACCUGGCGCAGCUGCUGCGGGCGGAGGAGGCGGGGCUGGUGCUGAACCCGGAGCCGCUCGAGUGCGGGAUCUGCCUGCAGGAGGUGCCGGCGGGCCGGGCCGUGCUGCUGCGGGACUGCCUGCACAGCUUCUGCCGGGAGUGCCUGCGGCAGGUGAUCAACUUCAGCGAGGAGCCGGUGGUGGCCUGUCCCUUCCGCGAUGUCACCUACGCCUGUGGCAGCCACCUGCAGGAGCGCGAGAUCCGCGCCCUGCUGUCCCCCGAGGAGCACGCGCGGUUCCUGGCCCGCGGGCUGGCCCUGGCCGAGCGCCGCAGCCGGAACAGUUUCCACUGCCGGGGCCGGGACUGCCCGGGCUGGUGCUUCUACGAGGACGCGGUGAACGAGUUCCCGUGCCCGGUGUGCGGGGCCCUCAACUGCCUCCUGUGCAAGGCCAUCCACGAGGGGCAGAACUGCCGGCAGUACCAGGACGAGCUGCAGCUGCGGGCGCUGCACGAUGCGGCCGCUCGCCAGACACGGGACAUGCUGCAG
Molecule: messenger RNA, 2156 nt
Organism: Zonotrichia leucophrys gambelii
Lineage: Eukaryota; Metazoa; Chordata; Aves; Passeriformes; Passerellidae
Product: ranBP-type and C3HC4-type zinc finger-containing protein 1-like
Exons: 13
Biological process (GO): protein linear polyubiquitination; proteasome-mediated ubiquitin-dependent protein catabolic process; positive regulation of canonical NF-kappaB signal transduction
Cellular component (GO): ubiquitin ligase complex
Molecular function (GO): ubiquitin-protein transferase activity; ubiquitin binding
Source: RefSeq, a predicted model, not a curated record